ACGAACCUUUUCAAGACUUUCUGUCAUAGGAUGGUUGCUUCAGUUACAAAACUAUGUGUAUUUUUCGGAAUUUUUCUAACAGUUUUUCUCUGCUUGAUGACAGCAAACUUUGAUUACCACACACCGUUGCAGAAUUAUUGGAAGUACAGAAACACAGUUCAGAAAACUGUUCCGAACAAUACCAGUAGCAGAUUCUAUUUUCCAACAAAGAAAACACCAAGUCAACAUAUAGCUUUCUUAAAAGUUCACAAAACAGGAAGUACAACGGCUCAAGGAAUCUUUCUUCGUUACGGACUCAAAAGAAAUUUAACUUUUGUUGUUGCCAAUAAUAAAUCAUGGUUCCCUAAUAUUAUAAGUCUAGAGGAAUCUGUUAUACCUGGAUACAAUAUUGUUCCACCUCCCAAAGGCAAAAGAUACGAAAUAUUGUGUUUCCAUGUUGUUUAUAACCGUUCAGCUUUUGAAGGAAUUAUGCCAAAUGAUACAAAAUAUAUAGGUAUUGUCCGUGAACCGUUCCUUCAAUUAAAAUCAACCAUUCGGUAUUUUAAUUAUGGUGGACAAAACAAACAUGCUCAAUUUCUUCGCAAUUUUCUACAAAAUUCAACUUCAACUGGAAGAAAGGAAAACAACAAUCCAGCAACAUCCUUUCUGAAUAACAGAAUGGCAUUUGAAUUUAAUUUUCCAAGACAUCUUUUUGAUUCUUUUACAUCGCACGAGGUAAAGCAGUAUCUAGAGAUUCUUGACAAAGAAUUCGACCUUGUCAUUAUAAACGAGUAUAUGGACGAAUCAGUCGUCCUUUUAAGACGAAUUUUAAAUUGGAAUGUUCAGGAUGUUCUUUUUGUCAAUCUGAAUGUUAAUCAAGGAAGUUCAGACUUAAAUAAAGUUGGACUGAAAGAAAUACGUUUAUAUCGACAGUAUGCCGCACUUGAUUACGAAUUAUACCACUUCUUUCUAAAACGUUUAUGGAAACAAAUUAAUUCUUAUGGGCAUGAUAUUCUAGAAGAAAUUUCGUAUUACAAAUUGCUAAGGAAGAACUUAGAAAACUUUUGCAAUAGCAAGGAAACGGCGAUACUGAUUGUAGAAGAAUCAAACUGGAGUUCAUCAUUCCUUGUGACCCAUGAGGAUUGUGACUUUAUGAGGCAGGGGGAGUUUUGGUAUCUUAACGAAAUAAUGGAGCAGCAAUAUUUAAAGAAAAUUGUAAAUUGAUAUUUUAUCACUGGGUGAAAAAAGCGGUUUCCCAUCAUGGGAAACUUUAUGGAAACCACCUGGAAACCUCAAGUUUACAUCAUGUUUCCCAGUGGUUUCCGCAGCGGAUGCCAGGUUAUUCCGCCAAGUUUCCGUGACACUGAAACUACUACGCUCCGAUUGCAUAAGGUAUCCCGAACCACGGAAACCUCGGUAAACCUGAGGUUUCCCGAACAUCCAUGUAGUUUCCCGUAAUGAGAAACCUGAAGAUUAAACUGGUUUCCAGAAUCAGGAAACAACAUGGAAUCGGAGCGUAGUGGUUUCCGUGGAAUGGAAACUUGAUGGAAUCCUUAAGUUUCCUAUUACGGGAAACUACAUGGAAGCUCGGGAAACCUCACGAUUCCUAAAGUUUUUUUGACUGAGGAAACUAUAUGGAAUUUUAGUGUAGCAGUUUCCGUGUGACGGAAACUUGGUGGAAU
Messenger RNA from Saccostrea cuccullata (small rock oyster), 1661 nucleotides. RefSeq names its product galactose-3-O-sulfotransferase 4-like. NCBI's taxonomy places the organism in Eukaryota, Metazoa, Mollusca, Bivalvia, Ostreida, Ostreidae. The record is from RefSeq and is a predicted model, not a curated record. The transcript is spliced from 2 exons. Gene Ontology annotation, molecular function: galactosylceramide sulfotransferase activity. Gene Ontology annotation, cellular component: membrane. Gene Ontology annotation, biological process: glycolipid biosynthetic process. The coding region runs from base 31 to 1203 and encodes 390 amino acids.